Sinocyclocheilus rhinocerous is the source of this 2240-nucleotide messenger RNA. RefSeq names its product NAD kinase-like. The record is from RefSeq and is a predicted model, not a curated record. Bases 181 to 1599 code for a protein of 472 amino acids. NCBI's taxonomy places the organism in Eukaryota, Metazoa, Chordata, Actinopteri, Cypriniformes, Cyprinidae. Gene Ontology annotation, molecular function: NAD+ kinase activity. The transcript has 12 exons. Gene Ontology annotation, biological process: NAD+ metabolic process; NADP+ biosynthetic process.
UGUCAUUGUGGACAUCCCAUAAUACUAUUGAGCAUAAGCCGUAAGCCUCAGUAGCCUGGAAAUAGUGUUGCUGUCAAGGUAACGCGUUCAAGUGUAUUAAAUUUACCUCUUCAGUUGUGAAAGACUGUGAAGUCCAAAAGGGAAGUUGCGCGUUUUUUCCCUGUGAUUUGAAUUGAAGGCAUGGAAGACGAGCCGCCCUCCAGAAAGGCGGAGGAGGGUAGUUUAUCUAAGCGGUCACAGAGGCAGCAGGAGCGGCAGGGGAAACUUCCAAGGAGACGCAAAGAAGUGAAGAGGUCUCUUCGGAGGCCAGACUGUCCAGAACACCUGUUGGGGGGAAGCGUACAUUGGUUGCCUGAGCAUCCCGGAUCAGAAGCUUCUGCAUCAGUGGAGGACACUGCUGAGAGCUGCCCAAAAAGAUGGGAUAGAUGCAGACGAGGGCACUUUCUACAUGGACCAUAUCCUGCUACUCACUUUGGACCCAAAGCUUGUGUUCUUCCCAACCCAACCUCAGUCAUGCACAUUCAGGAUCCAGCCAGCCAGCGGCUUACCUGGAGCAAACCACCGCUCAACGUCCUGGUCAUCAGAAAGAUCCGAGAUGAGACCCUUCUGGAGCCGUUCAAAGAGCUUUGCAGGUUCCUCGUGGAGGAGAAACAUCUGAUGGUUUAUGUGGAGAAGAAAGUUGUGGACGAUGGCUCUCUCAUGAGGGAUGACUCAUUUUCAGCCUUUCGCAAUCAGCUGUGCACAUUCAGGGAAGGGUUUGAUGACAUCUCGGACUGCAUCGAUCUGAUUAUUUGUUUGGGUGGAGAUGGGACUCUUCUGUAUGCAUCAUCUCUUUUCCAGGGCAGCGUUCCCCCGGUCAUGGCCUUCCAUCUGGGCUCCUUAGGAUUUCUCACACCAUUCAAGUUUGAGUCUUUUAGAACAGAGGUGGAUAAAGUGUUUGAAGGUAAUGCUGCCAUCAUCCUGCGCAGUCGUCUGAAGGUUAAGGUGGUGAAGGGCACGUUCCAGAGGAACGAGCAGCUCCUCAGUGCUCAGGAGAACGGAAUAUUGCCUCAUAACCACAUAAACAAUGAGGCAGGCAAAAUCACACUACAGUUACAGGUGCUAAAUGAGGUGGUGGUGGACAGAGGGCCUUCAUCCUACCUGUCUAACGUCGACCUUUACUUGGAUGGACGCCUCAUCACAUCUGUACAGGGAGAUGGUGUAAUAGUUUCCACCCCCACAGGCAGCACAGCCUAUGCUGCCGCAGCGGGAGCUUCCAUGAUCCACCCUAAUGUCCCUGCCAUCAUGGUCACCCCCAUCUGCCCUCACUCCCUCUCUUUUAGACCCAUCGUGGUGCCCGCAGGAGUGGAGCUCAUGAUAACGCUGUCGCCUGAUGCUCGCAACACAGCCUGGGUCUCGUUUGACGGCAGAAAGAGGCAGGAAAUCCAGCAUGGGGACAGCAUUAAGAUCACAACCUCUUGCUUUCCGGUCCCUUCCAUCUGUUGUCAUGAUCUGGUGUACGACUGGUUUGACAGUCUGGCUCAGUGUCUCCACUGGAACGUCCGCAAGAAGCAAACACGUCUAACGGAUGCCAGCGACUCUUCAGAAACGGAGAACUGAAACAUCACCACAAAACUCUCUGUUGACUUUACAUUCCAUCCUGACUCACUGAAAAGGGGGUUAGAGUUCAAAAUUCUUAUUUUUACAUUGCACAUUUCUAUGUUCAUAGAUUUACAGAUUUCAUUAUAAAUCGCAAUAAGUGCUCGUGUGCUACCUGAGAAAUAACACAUUUAUUGUUAGAGGUUAGCCUGGAUUACUUGCAAUUUAACGGCAACAAAACGUUUGCUUAACAUAAAAUGUCAUAGUGCGACUGCUAAACAUCGUUAUGCAGACAGUAUUUCUUAGAGAAUUGUUUUUGCAGCUGACCGCUUCACAACAUGCUAAAUAACUGAUCUGAUUUAUUAUAGUAUAUUUUGUAUGUUUUUUUUUAUUACAAUACCAUUUAUUAAGAAUUAUUUAAAAAUCCACUAACAUUUAAAUUUGUACUGUAGGUUAUGUAGAUUCAUCCACUUCUAAAUAGUUUAGGUAACAUUAAUUACAAAUCAUCCACCACAUAUUUGAACUUGAAAUGCACAUUAUAGCAGGAAAUGUGUUGCAAGUCAUUUACUGAGCAUAAAAUGUUCAUUUUGAGUUUUUUUUUUUUUUUUGUGUGUGUGUUUAACUCUGUAGCUGUUAGCUAAAUUGACCACAAACUCCUCACC